AUGGCUUCUCGCAUGUCUUUCCAGUCCGGGCGCUUUGUGGCUUCGGCCUCAAGACUUAGUCCUUUCACCUCCUCUUCUCUGGCUUCUCGAAGCAGCCGUUUCUAUUCUUCACAACCGCCAAAGCCCCGUCGUAAUGACGAGGUCAAGUUCUGGCCUUUCGUAGUCGUCAUUUUGGUGGGAACUGGAGGCUAUGUUGCCCUUGUCAAUCAACGCAAUGGCCACGGCAGUCAAUAA
This is a messenger RNA of Fusarium verticillioides 7600, 234 nucleotides long. RefSeq lists its product as hypothetical. Lineage: Eukaryota; Fungi; Ascomycota; Sordariomycetes; Hypocreales; Nectriaceae. The coding region runs from base 1 to 234 and encodes 77 amino acids. The transcript has 2 exons. The record is from RefSeq and is a predicted model, not a curated record.